Molecule: messenger RNA, 1038 nt
Organism: Notodromas monacha
Lineage: Eukaryota; Metazoa; Arthropoda; Ostracoda; Podocopida; Cyprididae
Source: the annotation of a GenBank genome assembly
GUACUACGAGAGGGAGGUGGUCUCUUAGCGGGUGAGGCGGAGCCAAGAGUAGCCAAUCCUGGGGCUCGGGAGGUUGGGCUUCGCUCCUCCGGAACACGGUGUCGGGUUUGCGGAUCGCAGUAUCCGGUUGCUGCUUGCCCGCUUUGCCUCAUUCUCGGGCUUCGCCCGCCAGUGAUCGGUUUCACGCUGGAGAGAAAAGGCGUCAGUGUUGCCAUCCCUUCAACCCGAUGCCCGAGUGAUGACCAUGAGCCACGGAGGCGCGGACUCGCCGCCGCGUUCGGACCAACAACACAACCCUCAUCAUCAUCAUCAUCACAAUCAACAGCCGCCACCCGUGCUGUCGUCGUCCUUCUCCAUCGACUCCCUGAUGGCGUCGUCGGCGUCGACGCCACCGGGGGAGGUGGUGGUGGUGCCGGUGUAGUGGGCGGGGCCACUGUUGGAGGAGGAGGAGGAGGAGGAGGUGUGCCGGCGGCUGUCGGGUUCCGCCCAAUCGGUGCGGCGUCGCCCAAGUCUGGCACUGAGGAGUCGUUCCUGGCAUCGUCGCCUGAAAAUCUAGAUGUGAUUCACAUCCACAUUUUACAAAUUCUGCAAAACGCUCUGUACAAUACAUUUAAUUAUCUGAGCUUGACUGAACGGUCCCAGAUUGCUCACAACCUCAAGCUGAGUGAGGUGCAAGUGAAGAUCUGGUUCCAGAACCGGAGGGCCAAGUGGAAGCGGGUGAAAGCCGGGAUCCCCUCCGGGGGUCGCGGGCACCAUGGCUCCAGCCCCGGUGGCACCGGCUCCAAAAUCGUGGUGCCCAUUCCGGUGCACGUGAACCGGUUUGCUGUGCGGAGUCACCACCAGCAAUUUGAAAAGGCGCUGCAGCAACAGCACCACCACAACCAACACCACCACCCCCAUCCCCACCCUCACCACCAACACCAGCAGCAACAGCAGCAGCAGCAGCACCAUAACCACCACCUACCCCAUCUGGGUCCUCAUCAUGUGCCCAAAUUGGGCGCUGACCUGGGGCCUCUUGCUGCUUUGCACCAAGGCAAG